GUAUUGCAGUGAUAAUGCACACAACAAAUAAGCAAUUUGGAGUACGGAGCUCAAUACAGCUAAGAUAAUUUAUGAGGGAUGAAGGUUGCCAUCUAAAAUAUAAAAGAAACCUCUUGUGUAAGAACGGAAGUGAUUUGAUCUCCCAAUAACUUUUGUAAAGCCAAGAGAUGUCACACCAAUUCACUCAAUUCUUUACAAAGCUGUUAUUUCGAACAGGAAUGGAUAUUUCAAACCUAUAAGAAAAAAGUGUAUUUCUUCUAAAACGCCGGGCACACACUUGUAGCUCCUCUGGUGUUGCGGCGGUAAGGAUAUAAACUUAUUCGGUGAACUUAUAAAUGCGUCGUUAGUAAUAAAUAAUUCAUCAAAACAAUCACACGAUGGAUAUCUUUUUAGUUCUAUGGACCUUUAUUCUGUACGGUUUUGCAGCCGCUAUAAGCUUACUAAUAGCUUUAUCCAUACUCAUAUUCAUGACAUCGACGCCAUACCCUGUGGUAGAACGAUUCAAAGAAGAAACCACUUACAAUGAUCCCAAGAGCAAGAGCAAACUAAAGUUUCCCAACAUUGAUGAAGUUCAUAGCGUUCACUUGAGUGUGAUAGUGCCUGCAUACAAUGAGGAGAAAAGAUUGCCACCUAUGCUUGAUGAAGCUAUAGGAUUUCUAGAAGAGAGAGUGAAGAAUGUUCCGACUUUUAAAUAUGAGAUAAUAGUUGUUAGCGAUGGAAGUAGAGACAGCACCGUUAAAGUUGUGGAGUCAUAUGUGGAGCAGUAUGGAAGUGAAAAAGUGAGGUGCCUUGAACUCAUCAAGAAUAGAGGAAAGGGGGGUGCUGUACGCUUGGGUAUCGAGAGCUGUAGAGGCGCCAGCAUUUUAUUUGCUGACGCUGAUGGGGCCUCAAAAUUCGAAGAUCUGACGAAAUUAGAAAGUGCCCUUAAGGAUCUUAUAAAGUGCGAUCCUUUAUCUGCGCCUGAUAAAGUUAGCGACAGCAUCGCUAUUGUUAUUGGUUCUAGAGCACAUCUGGAACAGGAAUCGUUAGCGACGCGUAGUUUAUUUAGGAAUAUACUGAUGUAUGGUUUUCACUUUCUCGUGUGGCUGUUCACCGUCAAAGGUAUCAAGGACACGCAAUGUGGCUUCAAACUGUUCACCAGGAAAGCUGCAAGUAUUUGCUUUAAGAGUCUUCAUGUAAACAGAUGGGCAUUUGAUGUGGAACUACUUUAUAUAGCACAAAAACUGAACAUUCCAAUCGCCGAGAUUCCAGUAAGAUGGACUGAGAUAGAGGGCUCGAAGGUGACCCCGGUGCUCUCGUGGAUACAGAUGGGCUGCGACCUGGGCCUCAUAUGGCUCAAGUACACCAUCGGAGCAUGGAAGAUCAAAAGUCAGAAAUCAGAAUAAACCUAUUAUUUUUAUAUUUUAUUAUUAUUAUAAUCAUAUCAAGUCUUCUUUCUAAGUGGACACGUUUCAUAUUUGAUUAAAUCAAGAAUUAAUGCUA
This is a messenger RNA of Trichoplusia ni (cabbage looper), 1482 nucleotides long. It is a transcript of the gene wol, whose product is annotated as dolichyl-phosphate beta-glucosyltransferase. The transcript is spliced from 7 exons. NCBI's taxonomy places the organism in Eukaryota, Metazoa, Arthropoda, Insecta, Lepidoptera, Noctuidae. Gene Ontology annotation, cellular component: endoplasmic reticulum membrane. The record is from RefSeq and is a predicted model, not a curated record. Bases 378 to 1385 code for a protein of 335 amino acids.